GGAACUCCGGAAGAGGAGAGAUUACUCUUGGAAGUGGGUCUUUUACAGAAAAAAAAUCCGAGAGAGAGAGAGAGGAGAAUACACAUUGGAGACUCUUUUUCAAAUAGGGAAGAGCCACAAGCAACAUCGGAAGCUACCUGAAGUCCAUGAGGAGUCCCUCACUGCCCAACUCCAUAAAAAGAACGAGUGGGGUCAGAAAUCUAGACUUUCUUGGCUUAAACAAGGAUAUCAGUGCACUAAAGAUUUUCACAGGAAAUGCAGAGAAAGAAGGGCUAUCAAUUCAAUCACGAUGUUGCAGAAUGAUGAAUCCCAAGUCACUAUGGAUCAAGAGGUGAUUAGAUCGUGGGUUGUUGACUUUUAUUCUAAGCUAUAUACUGGAAUUCCUACUGAAGAUUUGCCUUCAUGUCAUCCUAAGAAGAGGAUCAAUGAGCUAGAGAUGGAGAUGCUACAAGCAGAAGUCUCGAGAGGAGGAGAUCGGAAAUGUAUUGGGAAUUAUGAAUGCAAGGGACCGUACAGGGGAGAAGGUCCAGUAGGCAUUAAGGGGAAGACUGUUUUGAACAGCAAUACUGGAAAUUGGAGAGCAUGCCCUUUCAUUCUCGGUACUGAAUGUUGUGAACGUUUAGCCUUCUAUGGGGUUGCCAUGAAUCUUGUUAGUUAUCUCAUAAAAAAUUUACACAAAGGAAAUGUCUCUGCUGCAAGAAAUGUUAUCACUUGGGGAGGCACUUGCACCCUUACACCCCUUAUUGGAGCCUUCUUUGCAGAUGCAUAUUGGGGACGAUAUUGGACAAUUGCGGCCUUCUCCACAAUUUACUUCAUCGGAAUGUGCACAUUGACUCUCUCAGCAUCAGUCCCUGCUUUUAAGCCUUCUAAAUGUGUGGAUUUAGAAUGCCCUUCUGCUACUCCUGCUCAGGAUGCAAUAUUCUUCUUUGCGCUAUACCUUAUUGCACUUGGAACUGGCGGGAUUAAACCAUGUGUUUCAUCCUUUGGGGCAGAUCAGUUUGAUGACACUGAUCCUAAAGAGAGAGUAAAUAAAGGAUCCUUCUUCAAUUGGUUUUAUUUUUCUAUCAACAUUGGUGCUCUUGUAUCAAGUAGUUUAAUAGUGUGGAUUCAAGACAAUGUUGGGUGGGGCCUAGGGUUUGGCAUUCCUGCAUUGUGUAUGGGCAUUGCUAUUGUAAGUUUUUUUUCAGGCACAGCUCUCUAUAGAUUUGAAAAACCAGGGGGAAGUCCUCUUGUAAGAAUGUGUCAGGUCUUGUUUGCAUCAAUCCGCAAGUGGAAUUUUGAGGUCCCUACUGACAGUAGUAUCCUGUACGAGACACCAGACAAAAUCUCAGCAAUUGAAGGAAGCCGGAAGCUUGACCAUACUGAUGAGUUUAAGUGCCUUGAUAAAGCUGCUGUAGUCUCGAGUGCUGAAAGCAAAACUGGGGGCUUCUGCAAUCCUUGGAGGCUUUGCACUGUAACUCAGGUGGAGGAACUGAAGAUUUUGAUCCGCAUGUUUCCUGUCUGGGCUACUGGAAUUGUAUUUGCUGUUGUUCAAGCCCAAAUUACAAUGUUUGUGGAACAAGGAAUGAUGAUGGAUAGAACUGUUGGUUCCUUCACUGUUCCUGCGGCUUCCCUUUCAACCUUUGAUAUCAUCAGUGUUAUGUUGUGGGUUCCGGUCUAUGAUAGGGUCCUUGUUCCAAUUGCACGGAAUUUUACUGGCAAAGAGAGGGGCUUCUCAGAGUUACAACGGAUGGGAAUCGGCCUCUUCAUUUCGGUCUUGUGUUUGUCGGCUGCUGCUUUGGUGGAAAUGAAACGACUGGAGCUUGCAAGAGACCUUGGUUUGGUUGAUAGAGAUAUUGCAGUGCCACUCAGUAUCUUGUGGCAAAUACCCCAAUAUUUCUUGUUGGGGGCGUCAGAGGUAUUUAUGUGUGUCGGGCAGCUGGAGUUCUUCUAUGAGCAAUCGCCGGAUGGAAUGCGGAGCUUGUGUAGUGCAUUGUCACUUCUGACAAGUUCCCUGGGCAGAUACUUGAGCUCCUUUAUUCUGACUACAGUGACAUCUAUAACGGCGACAUCAGAAAAGGACGGGUGGAUAAGUGAUAACUUGAAUGGGGGCCAUCUUGAUUAUUUCUUCUGGCUUUUGGUCGGAUUCAGCAUAUUGAACAUGGUGGUGUACAUCUUCUGUGCCAAAAUGUAUAAACAGAAGAAAGCCUCUUAAGAUCAUCUGCGCGGCGGCGAUGGAAUGAUUCCACUUGGAUGAGAAACUGUGGACUUAUUGUCAGUGUGUGCUGGAAUUCCAAUAUAUGUUAGUAACUCAAAUUAAUUAAGAAAAUAUUGUUUGUAUCAUAAAUGUAUAGGGGAGAACAUUUGUUUGCCUGUAACAUUUAUUAAUAAACACGAAGGAUAUUGUUUCUGUGUUGUGUUGUAAAUUUUUUAAAUAAUGUGAGGAUUAUGAUGAAGAAA
Molecule: messenger RNA, 2439 nt
Organism: Cornus florida
Lineage: Eukaryota; Viridiplantae; Streptophyta; Magnoliopsida; Cornales; Cornaceae
Product: protein NRT1/ PTR FAMILY 8.3-like
Exons: 6
Coding region: 290-2194 (634 amino acids)
Biological process (GO): oligopeptide transport; transmembrane transport
Cellular component (GO): plant-type vacuole membrane
Molecular function (GO): transmembrane transporter activity
Source: RefSeq, a predicted model, not a curated record